This is a messenger RNA of Trichobilharzia regenti, 3401 nucleotides long. The record is from the annotation of a GenBank genome assembly. NCBI's taxonomy places the organism in Eukaryota, Metazoa, Platyhelminthes, Trematoda, Strigeidida, Schistosomatidae.
GUUUUGAUCCCAAAUUGAUCUUAGAUGAAUUUAUUGAUAUAGAAAUGAUGAUGAUGAUGACAAUGACGGUGAUGUGAUUUGUAUGUUGAUGGUAACAUACUUUCUGGAAUAAGGCGCGCUUUUCAUCUAUUUCAAAAUUUAAACAAAUGACCUAUAGUCACUGGUGUAUUUUACAAUCUAUCCUACUACAAUCAUUGGAAGUCACUAAUUUUGUAAAUUGAAAGAAGUUUUGUGGAUUAAAUCUCACACAUAGUCUUCCAGCUUCAAUUUCUUAUCAUAGUGAUGUUGAGAAGAUAGAUAUUGGACUAUUUCUCGGCUAAAUCCGAUCACUCCUAUAUCAUAGCAAAAAAGGUAAAAUUUAUUGCUGUAAAUCAUGGAAGAUAUAAAACCUACUGUGAAUAUUCUCCCUCCUGAUAAACUGGAUGUUGUUGACCAGUCAAAGAUGAUUACGAGGACAACACAUCCCCUGUCUACUGGAAUCACUACACUUUCUUUGACAAAUGAAACAAUUCAUCAAGAAUUAUCCCCACCAAUUCUAAUGGUGACAAGUCCAACUGAAAAUAAAACCUAUACAAUGGAUUUGCCAUGUCCACCGCUUACAUACAACCCUCAGAAUAAUAAUAACUGCAGUAAUUUGAGGGCAAGUUGUAGUGGGGUUGGUAAAAUGAAUCAGCUGACUGUAAAUACUGUAGAUUCAAGAGGUUUGACCUCUUUAUCAAAUAAAUUAAGACGUUAUAGUGAUCAAGGUGGAAGUAGACCGUUGACAAAAAAUGAUCCGGAUUAUUCCACUCAAUAUAAACGUCAAAGUUUAUUCAAUAUUAAUUCUGAGUCGAAUGUUCAUGAUUAUUAUAAUAAGAGUAGUCUUUAUCCUCCGACAAGAACAAAGAACACGUCAUCGUCUAAUGUUGAUCUGUUAGCUGAAGCGAUAUUACAAAUGAGCAGUACUCUGAAAAAUCCUAAUAAUGAUUAUCCUUCGAAAUCAAAGAAUGACUGUCGUCGUUCCACUCUGGGAUGUGCUGCAACUGGCUGUUUCCCCUUAAAGCUUCAUUCUUCACAAAAACCAUGGAGUGCAGUAAGUGAACAUAAAGAAUCAUACAUUCCAAAAUGUUCAUCAAAAGAACACUCGAAUUCAGCCAACACAAUGAAUUCAGCUUUGCUUUCAACUGCCCCAACGAAUUCCCGCAGGAACUCUGAAUUCAAUCAUAGUAAUCAACAAAAGACGAGUUUUAAUCAAACAAGUGAAGAGUCAUUUAACAAAUCACCUUGUAAACAACAUCUAUGCAGUCAUCAUAAUCCUGACGAACAAAAACUGAAACAUAGUGAUGUUUGGACAAAUCAAAAUAAAGAAGUUGACCUCUUCAAGUGUCAUCCAAUCAACUUGGAUAGCAAUAAUGCUAACAAUAGUAGAAACAGUUAUGGACAAAAUCACCUCAUGAGUCCUGUAGCUCACAAGCCACCCUCAGAUUCAACGAAUGUCAUCUCCUUAUAUGUACCAAAUUUACCUUUGACAAAUAAAAGUCUUAGUACUGAUGCUGAACUUACACAGAGGAUUAGGCGUGUCUCAAUGAUGCUACAAAGUAGACGAAAUAGUACAACACAAGCGAUCAGUCAACGCAAUGAUCCUGUAAAUCAUGAUUUUACAAAUCUCGCUCGUUCUGGAUGUCCAAGUCUUCUUUCAAAAGAAGGCAUAAAAGAUGAACACAGAAUGAAAUUGAGAAGCACCUCUGUGGAGACUGACAGUUACUCAGGUAGUCCAGUGAAAAAGACUCGAAUCUCUGAUCAAAUACAUCAUCAUACGUCAUCAGUUGAUGAGACAACAGAUUUGAACAAAGAAAAGUUGAAAACUUAUGAAAACAGAAAUAAUUUCAAUGAUAAAAGUAUUGUAUUUACAAAUAAGUACAAAAGAGAACGUCGAUUAACAGAAAGGCUAUCCAAAGGUAUCGGCUAUCAUCUUGGUAGAAGGCGACGACUUCUUGAAAGUCGUAGGCGAAUGGCUGAUUUUGCAUUGGCUUUUAGUAUAUUCGGUAUUUUAGCAGCAUUCUUGGAUAUUGAAUUUAUUUCCCGUUCAUUGUAUAAUAAGAAUAGUAUCUACUCAAUGGUUAUGCGUACACUGAUCAGCCUUUCAACUGUCAUUCUUCUAUUACUCAUCAUGUUUUAUCAUACUUACGAUAUUAUGGUAUUUCUAUGUGAAGAAUAUACAAAAGAUUGGCGAAUUUGUGUGACAAAGUAUAGAGUAAUACAAAUUAUUACUGAAUUAUUUAUUUGCUCAAUUCAUCCAUUCCCCGGAAUUGAUUUAUUUUUUGAUCGUCCAUUCCCAGUGACUAAUUACAUAAAUUAUAAACGAAGUCAUCCACUACACCAUUUAGAUGAUCAUUUCAGUCCAUAUUUAUUGUUAAUUUUACCAAUGUUAUGUAGACUGUAUUUAGCUUUACGUGCAUUACUGCUACACUCGAGAAUGUUUAACGAUGCUGGUUCAAGAAGUAUUGGAGCAAUGAAUAAGGUCAGUUUCGAUUUACAAUUUGUACUGAAAACAUUAAUGACGCUGUGUCCUGCAAAAGCCUUGCUGAUCUUUAUUACAACUAUAUGGGUGAUAUUCAGUUGGACGUUAAGAGCCUGUGAACUUGAACAAGGAGAAAACCAUCUGAGUCUGUUGAAUUCCGCCUGGCUAAUAUCAGUAACAUUUUUGAGUAUUGGUUAUGGCGAUAUUGUACCACAUACGAGUUGUGGUCGUUUAAUUGCAGUUGCAACUGGUCUAAUGGGUUCUGCGUGUACUGCAUUACUAGUAGCGGUAUUUUCAAGAAAACUAGAAAUGACAAAAGCAGAGAAACAUGUCCUACAUUUUAUGGAAUCAAAUAAAUUAACAAAAAAGGUGAAACAUUGUGCAGCAAAUGUACUCAGAGAAACUUGGCUGUUGUAUAAAAAUGCUAAACUUAUGCCAACAUUUAACCCGCGUCGUGUAAGAGCACAUCAAAGGAAAUUUCUUCAAGCUAUUUACAGACUGAGAACAAUGAAGGUCAGGCAACGAGAAUUGCAGGAUAAAUCAAACUCACUGGUUGAUUUAGCAAAACUUCAAACGAAUGUCUAUGAAAGAGUUGCCGAUAUUUCACUACGUCAAGAGGAUUUUCAAAAUCAGCUGACAAAUAUUGAAGAGAUGUUACAGAAUAUACAGAAGACGCUGAUGCAACGCAGACAAUCUGGUACCGUAGCCUUGGAUAAGAAAUAAACACGUAUCAACCAGAAAAUAAAAAUUAUUUAUGUAUAGAUUGUAUUCUUUGUAGAGUGAUAAUUAAAGCCCCCAACUCCCUCCACACAGACAGACUCAAACACACACACACACAAACGUAUACCUUGUAAUCUUGUAUACAACCUGUAUAACAUUAUUAUAGUAGUACUACUAUUAC